Molecule: messenger RNA, 3476 nt
Organism: Coregonus clupeaformis (lake whitefish)
Lineage: Eukaryota; Metazoa; Chordata; Actinopteri; Salmoniformes; Salmonidae
Product: CD109 antigen
Exons: 19
Coding region: 67-2796 (909 amino acids)
Cellular component (GO): extracellular region
Molecular function (GO): endopeptidase inhibitor activity
Source: RefSeq, a predicted model, not a curated record
CUAUGGUGAUUUUAACAACUCUGUUAGAAGCCAAAGUAUUUACUGUAUUUGUUGUACAGAUUAGGUAUGGCAUCUUUAACUUGCUUAUACUGUAUGGACAUGUUUCUCCAGGUAUAUCUGAGCUGGAGCCAUGAGAAGGCGAUGCCAGGUGAAGAGGUGUCCCUCUCUGUCCUUGUGCUUGAACCUGGCUCUCUGGUUGGAAUCAUGGUGGUGGCCAUGGAGGACAAGGACUCUGACUCUGACGGUGACAUCACAGAGGAGAAGGUGCUGGGGGAGAUUACUGAAUACCUUAAGGAGGAGAUAACCCUUCACCACAGUGGAAUAACUGGAGGGAAAGACAGCCCGCUCUCCGUUUUCAUGGCUUGCAACCUUGUGGUAUUAACAGAUACCAGUUUACAUAAAACAGAAGAUUCUGAGAAGACUGAAAUGGAUCAUAAGGAGGCGGAGGCACUGAUGAGAGAGGAGCAGCCAGAGUGGAGGCCCUCCAUGGAACAGGACUUCUCUAAGACCUGGCUGUGGCUGGACAUGAACUUCAGUGAGUCAACAACAACUAGUCUCCGUGUGGUUGUCCCAGAUAGCAUCACCUCCUGGAGAGCUAUGGCGUUUGUUAUGUCAGAUAACCUGGGCUUGGGCCUCACCUUUAAACCACAGAAGCUGACAGUGUCCAAGGACUUCUCCCUGUCUCUGGAUGUCCCAGAAUGCAUCACCAGAGGAGAGCAGCUUGUCCUCGAGGUCAACCUCUUCAACCAUCUAGAAGAGGACAUGGAGGUCAUUGUGGUGGUUGCUGAGAGCCAGCGCUUUGAGUUUGUUCUGGCAGAUAGAGACCUUGUUUCUAUGGUGAACGCACGUAGAGUGACUGUGGGGAGCCAGGGCGGCGCCACCGCUCUCUUUCCCAUCAGGCCUCUGGUUUUUGGAGAGAUAACAAUGUCUGUGAAAGCAAUGACUGGACAGGCCACGGAGAAGAUUGUUCGUAAAGUGCUUGUGAAGCCCGAGGGCAAAGAACAGUCCUUCUCAGAGACAGUGUUUCUGGAGGUGGUUCCGUCAAAGCGUAACCUGUCCAGACAGCUCCACUUCUCCUUCCCUCCAGAUGUGGUGCCAGGCAGCGAGAGGGCUCACGUGGCAAUGGUUGGUGAUAUCUUGGGCCUGUCCAUCACAGGGCUGGGCUUGCUGGUUAAGAUGCCUCACGGCUGUGGAGAGCAGAACAUGAUCAACUUCGCUCCCAACGUCUAUGUCCUGCAGCACUUGGUGAAAUCCAGCCAGCCAUACGAGGAGAUACGCAGCAAGGCUCUGUCAUACAUGAUGGAAGGAUAUCAGAGAGAGCUGUCCUUCCAGAGAGAUGACGGAUCAUUCAGUGCCUUUGGAGCCAGCGACACUUCUGGUAGUACCUGGCUGACAGCGUUUGUCCUGAGGUGUUUCUUGCAGGCCCGAUCCUUCAUGCAGAUUGACCAGACUGUUCUCUCCAGGGCCAUGGGCUGGCUGGUCCAGCAGCAGGGAUCCCAGGGAGAGUUCAUCGAGGUGGGCAGGGUCAUUCACACUGAGCUGCAGGGAGGCCUGGAUGGACCCAUCUCUCUCACCUCCUAUGUACUGAUGACACUGCUAGAGGACCAGGCCUAUGUGAGCAUGUUCCCGGGCAACGUGUCCCUGACCAGGAGCUAUCUGGAGGGCGAAGUGGCUAGUGGGGUGUCCAGUAACUACAGCCUGUGUCUGGUGGCAUACGCCCUGUCUCUGGCUAACAGUCUCAGCGCAGGCACAGCCCUGGUUGAGCUCAUGAGGAGAGCUGAUAUUCGAGAUGGGGUCCAGACCUGGAGGUCGUCCAGUGCCGAGGUGUCUGACUCAUGGCAGCCGCGCUCAGCAGAGAUGGAGAUGGCUGCCUACGUGUUGCUGGCGCUAUACAUGCGGGCCAGUGUGGUGGAGGCCAUCUCCCUCAUGAAGUGGCUGAGCCAGCAGAGGAACCAUCUGGGGGGAUACGGGAGCACACAGGACACAGUGGUAGCCCUACAAGCCCUGUCUGUCUACGCUGCCUUCAGUGGGGCAGAUGCCAUUGAGCUGGGGGUCAAAGUGUCCACCUCAGUCUCACCUACAGUGUCCCACUUCAACAUCAACUCCACCAACUACCUGGUACAUCAGCGCAAAGAGGUAGACGCUGAACAAGAUUUACUCAUCAAUGUAUUUAUGGAGGGAAGAGGAUUCGCCUUAUUUCAGAUGAAUGUGUUCUACAACAUAGAGGACAGAGUGCUGUCUGAGAGGAGCCAAGAUGACACAGACCAUGAAGGUUUCUCUCUGGAUGUUGAAGUGUUAGAUGAUGAGGAUGACCUGGACCAUAUCAUGUUAUCCAUAUGCACCAGGCUGCUGGAGAGCCAGAAGAUGGCUCAGACAGGUAUGGUGCUGGUGGAUGUGGAUGUGCUGAGUGGCUUCACCCUCAUGCCACAGGCUGUUGCCACGGGAGACCUGGUCAGAAAAGUUGAGGCUUCUCCUGGGAAAGUCAGCCUCUAUUUAGAUUCAUUGACCACAACAGAGGUGUGCAUCAGAAUCCCAAUGAUAAGAGUCUUCAAAGUGUCACAUGUGCAAGAUGCUGUGGUUCAGGUGUACGACUACUAUGAACCAAGGCGUAAAGCAGUGAGGUCCUACAACUCGGAUGUGAUGCAGGACAUGGGCUCCUGUGCCUUCUGUGGGAGUGACUGCGGUCUCUGCAGGCAAGAAAUAAUAAUCUCUAGCUCCUCCACCGCCAACACAAAGAACACUGCCAUCCACUGUUUGGGAUGUGUACUGGUUGCAAUUACAGCUUUACUGUUAUAACAAUAUUAAUAUCUCGUGGACAGAUCCACGUAAACAUAACUGGUACCGUAGAAUCUAUGGGAUGCGUGGUAUAACGAGCAGCAGUAGUUCCGGUGUUCAAGUUUUUUUCAUCACUGGUUAUUUGGACAAAUCACGAUUUCGUAGGUGUUAGUGUCUUUAGAAUUUUGGAAGGGAGCGGACAUUCGGCCCGUAACUUGAAAAGAGAGAGGUUGGAGCUCCUGGUUCUAGCAUUUCUUUAUCACUUUUGGACCCAGAACUUAAUCCAGAAGCUGACCAAUUAACUGAGAUUAUAAUAAUAUAAACGCAUAUUUUAAUAGCCAUUGUCAGAAGGCAAAAACUACCUGUAGAAAUAUAUAGAUUUGAUUUACUUUAGCCUGAAUCAGUAAAUUGGUCAAAUCUGGGUAAUGUUUUAUUAGCUAUUUGAUGCACUGGAUUUAAUGUUGAAUGCACUUUUUACAUUUAUCAUAAAUCUGUAUUUUUUAUGUUGUGAAGUAACCUCAUUCAUUUGUACACUUUGACACACAAAUGUAAAUAAAAUAAAUUGAGGUGAAUUAUGAAGAUAAAGUUUGCAGGACAUAGUUUUCCAUCCACAAUUAUGAGUUAAUUGCCAGACUAAAUAACUCAUGAUGUAGCCUAUAUUGGGGCUCCCGAGUGGCGCAGCGGUCUAAGGCACUGCAUCU